Molecule: messenger RNA, 6209 nt
Organism: Pocillopora meandrina
Lineage: Eukaryota; Metazoa; Cnidaria; Anthozoa; Scleractinia; Pocilloporidae
Source: the annotation of a GenBank genome assembly
AUGGCGGCGAUUUCAGUGGCCAAGCGAGCAACUUUGCUCUUUCGAAGAUCAAUUUUACCUGGUAGAGAAGGGUUUGUAUCAGUCAGAGCUCUGUCGGUUACCAGCGGCAAAAGAAAAGAGGAAAGUUUUUUCUCAACCCUUUUUGGAUCACAAGUUGAGAAGCCGACAGACGCGCACUCGAAAGUUUUGACGGAGAAGGAAACCCUCUAUGAGUUUGAAUGUAAGUUUUAUUUGUAAAUUGACUACAUUUUUUGUAGUUCAUCACUUAACAGUGGUUGUAAUAUUUCUAAGCCUUAUUUGUAUUUCUAGCUUGCUUGUAAUCACGAAAGUGUCAAAAUUAUAUGAAAAAGGGAAGGAAGUUUAAUAAAUGGAACAUUAAAUCGAGAGUACUGGCAUUGCUGAAAUCAGGUUGAUCCCACUGAAAACAUAGAUGAACUGCAGAGCAAAGCUUAAAAGAAAUUAAUAUUAUUUGCGAAAUAUAGCGAAGAGAGUAAAAUCUAAAAAUACUUAAUUACUUUUGCAGAUAUUUAAUAAUACGACUCUAGUAACUCUUAUCAAACUCGUCUGUGGGCUCAAAGGAGUGAUGGUGGGGAGGGGGGGGAUAAAAUUUUAACUUCGACCACGAGUAAUGGAAAGCGUACAAUAUUAAAUUGGACAAGGACUUUCAAGGUGCUUUCUUUAGCUAACAGGAAUUUGAAAAGGCUGUUGCAGAAUUUCAUGAGAAAGCAUGUGGACUCUUACAGAGCUGGGAGGUUACAGGAGGUGACAGCAGGGGAGGGUGGAGAUUUCGGAGGGCUACAGAUAAAGUGAACGUUUCCAGACUUGCUAUUUAUUUUGAAUCAAUUCCUUCAGUCCAACUUGACAUGCAUGCCAAUCAACAUUUAUUUUCUUGCUGGCUUGUCUUGUCAUUUUAUUCUGAAACCACUGUGCCCUUCCCCAUUUUAACAACCUCUGUGUUUUGUGUCUUCUUUGUAGUCAAUGAUGUAAAGCCUGAGUGUAUUGAAGAUUAUGUGGGUCUGGUGUAAGUAUCUCAUUAUGAGAUCAAGGCUUUUAUUGUAGUUGUUGACUACCUUUGACCCUUCAGUUUUCUCUCCUACUUUAUGCAAAACAGUUGAGAGAAUUUUCCUUCAUGAUCUUCAAGUAGUUUACAAUAUUUUUGUUAUGAAAUUGUUUCAGAUCAGAGUUUUUACCAAAAAUUAGUGAAGAUGAUCAAUUUCCUGGUGAGUUGGUAGGAGCCUGGACAACUAUGUUUGGAAGACUUGAUCAAGCAAGUAUGUAAAACAUUCAAAUAUUAACCUUCUAAACCCUAAUAUCAGUAUCUCUAUUCUCGAUACUCCUCUCUAUACAUUUCCUUUGGUACUGAUAAGGAGAAUUGUUUAACACUCAGAGCUUCUUAGAUUGGCAAUUAUUUCCUUUAUUCCCAUAAUCAUUAUGAAUGAUUCAGCAGAAUUCCUGUAAGGAGAAAUAACAUGCUAGGGGCUCUCAUGGUUUAAAGGGUGAACAUGUUAUUUGGUAUCCAAAUUCAACAGUUUCAGGAAAAUUUCUUGAGGAAUGUUGAUGUUAAAACAUCAUGCUGUGGUAUUUCUGCUUCAUGAUUGGUCUAGAAAACUGAAUCGAUUGCAAAAGUUUGGCUUCUUUUUUUAGCCACAGUUACCCCCCCCCCAUGCCAUCGCUAAAGGGUCUUACUCUUUUACAUCCUUUCAUCAGUAUGCAUAUUCUCUACACUAUUUGAAAGGUACUGAUAAAGAGAAUUUGUUCAGUAAUCAAGAGCUUCUUUAGUUGGUAAUAAUUUCCUUUCUUCUUGUGACGUAAAUGUUUGAUUCAGUGGGAUUAUAAGUUACAUGAUGAUAACUCUAAGGAGUCAAAGGGUGAAGAGUUUAAAUUGCUUUUUUUGUUUGGUUUUUAGUUCAUUUUUGGAAAUACAGAGGAGGGUUUAACUCCGUGAUGAAGGCUAAGCAGUAUGUCAGAGAAAACAAGGUUGGUAAAUUUAAUAUUUUACUUUUUAUUGCCCCUUUUUCUUGGUAUGGUGAAGGCUAUGAAAAAAACUGAAGUUUUUCAGAAAUACUUUAGAAAUACUAAGUACAGUGUAUCUUACUGUCAAAGUAGGAAAACAGUUUCUCAGUCAACAUCUCCUUUUGUCCUACCAUCAUGAAAAUGCAGUUAGUGGAGACGAAGAAGUCCUUGUCCAAGAAGUUUUGUUGAAAAUUUUGUUUAUAUUAAAGCAAUUUGAAGCACACAACUUUUGAUAUCUCUUCACUGAUGUCAAUGUAAACACAAUUCUGAAUUUCUGCUUUUCACAUCACUAGAAAGGUACAGUUGCACCUUGUCAACUGGCUUUCACUGUUUACACCCAAUUAUGGGUAUGCAUAUUCUCCAUACUGUUCUCUGUACAUUUCCUGAGGUGUUGAUCAAGAGAAUUUGUUUAAAAAUCAAGGGCUUCUCAUUUCCUUUUUUCUUAGGACCCUAGUGUUUGAUUCAGGGGUGAUAUUGCAGGGAGAAAUUAGAUGCUGGUCACUCUUAGUGUUAAGGUGUUAACAGCAGAAGAUGCAUUGUAAAUGUACUAAAGAUUUUGGCUUCUCUCUCCAGGAGUAUCUUGAGUUUGCAAGAAAGAGACGAACCAUGUUGAAUAACAGGGAAACUCAACUUCUCCAUGAAUUCACCUUUUUUGGUGAACCAGAGGCACGAGCCCCAAGCCAUAUCUAUGAACUGAGAACGUAUCAUCUUAAGGUAAAAGACCUGUUACAGAGAAGGCUUUUUUUUCAAAAACAAAAUCAAUUCCUUUUUUGUGCAUUUAUUAGCUGUGGAAAAUUAAUCUAGAAGGAUUCUCAGACUUCAGUCUUAGUUUUUAUUGGUGUAAACAAUACCCUCAUGUUACAGUAAUACCUAGGUUUUUUAGACACACUUUUUUCUGUUUUAUAACCACUUUUAGGACCAGUUAAUUAUUUGCAUUCAGGUGUGAUUGGUUUUAAUGGGUCACAUGACCAAAUAUGCCACAGUAAAAACUGUGAUUCUUAUAAUGUUAGUUCAGAGAAUUUUGUAUUGGAUCAACUAAUUAUCCCCAAAUUGAUAUUUUUCUUUAUUCUCAUCACUUAUCUGGUUGAUAUUGUAUUUGAUAUUGUAAGGAGAAAUUCUGUCUUGGUCACUUGAAAAAAAAACUUAAAGGGUUUAAGCUAAGUUAAACAUUUUCUUUAAUCUUUUCUUUUGAUGGAAAGCUGUCUGCUUCUUGGAAUAAACAAUGUGAAAAAAAAUAUGAUUUUCAUGCUUCACUGUAAGAGGCAUUUUAUCAGAAGGGAUCAAUAGAUGUAUAUGUACUUUUUCCACUCGUGUAUGUGGGUGAGUAAACAAAACUGUUGUUUAUGAAGUAUGUUUGCAUUUCAAGACCUUCAUAUCCAUAAACUGCUAACUACUUGUUUUUCUGCAAUUUUCAGCCUGGUACCCUUAUUGAGUGGGGAAACAAUUGGUAAGGAGUGCAAAGGCAUUCUUGUAUCUUGGCUGAAAUAUUGCUAUUCAUAGGAAAGUUUAGAUCUGCAAUGUCUAGCACAACUCUUAAGAUGCUGUUCCUUUCCCUCUCAAAUCUUGGUAGCAGUGUUCAUACCCAAGCACUUUUAGUGUUAUCUGAUAUAACAAGUGGGUAUAAAUUACAGUUGGUAAAGGUUUUGACUCCUUGUUUUAUUUUCCAGGGGUCAAGCUAUUCAGAUUCGUCAACAAGAUGAUGAUGCUGUGGCUGGCUUAUUUUCCCAGAUAGGAGAACUUUAUGUUGUUCACCACAUUUGGGGUAGGUCUUCUUCCACUUCAUGUGUUUUACAAAUUCUAGUUCAUUGUGCAGUCCUUUCCAAAAGUUUGUCUGGGAACAAUACUACCUUUAUUACAGCUACCUUUUAAAACAUCAAACCUUUAUGAAAAUUAUGAUUUUUCAUAUAUUUCAUAAAGCUUAUGAAGAUCUUGCAACCAGACAGAAGAUAAGGCAGAAUAUGUGGAACAGGCCUGGAUGGGACACAUGUGUUGCUAACACUGGUAUGUUGUACCUUUAUGAAAUCAUGAAAUCUCUUUCAGGGUUUACUUUGGGUUACAAAAUUUUGCUCUCAAGAGAGGUUUCCUGUCAGUUGGGAUUGAUAUUUGUGUUACUUCAAUAAGGCUUUCCCUGAAUCUGUUUCCAAGGAGUUUUUUUAAAGGAAUUUUGAAAAGAAACAAUGUUAGGCUACUUGCAAUAACUCCUUGUAGGAGUUGCUGUAAGAAUCAGUGAAGAAAAAAAAAAUUGUAGCUAGUGCAUGGAACCCUUGGAGUGAUGCCCAGAUUUCUGUGCCACACACUGGGAGUCAGGCACAUUUUUAGAGGGUUCUUCUUUCCCAAGGAACAAUGUGAUCAUAAUUUGUAUUAAAAAAGAAUUUCAUUUGACCUGCGAUGAAAAUCAAAUUUAUCUCUGAUCAUUAAAAAUUAUGAACUGUCAUUGAUCAUAAUUUUAACACGUUUUUCCAUUUUGUAUUUUAGUUCCGCUGAUUCGUCGAAUGGAAUCAAGAAUAAUGAUUCCUUUGCCAUUUGGACCUCUUCAGUAAACACACAAAAUUUUUUGAUACUUUUUGGCAACAUCAGGAUUAUAAUACCACAUAUACCUGUGCUUUUGCCCUGCUUCAUUAACCCUUUGACUCUCAGGAGCAAUCAAUAAAUAGAUUCUCCACACUGCUCUUGUACACUGGCAUGCAGAUAAGUAUUGAGAAUCACCAAAUUAUCAACUAUGGGAAUAUUUUCUGAGAACCAGCCAACAGAGAAAUGUGCUGAUGAUAUAAGUUGAGAGAAUUUACUCUCAGAUCUUGAGAAGUAAAGGGUUUGCUCCACAACAAUAGUACCAAUUUCAUUUAUACCUUUUGAUGACAGAGACAAAAAUUUAUAUGGUUUCAAGGGAGACCUUUUUUUUUUUUCGUGAUGUAAUCAAGGAAAAGUCUGUGUAGAGGAACACAGCUAAAAGAUAAAUGUAUACUCUUAGACCUACUGUUAUACUUAACUGAUUUGGGUUAAUUGAUUUGAUAAAAAAUGCCUCUUUCUUGAUAACCUAUCACUGCCUCUUUUAUUAGAUAUGUGUAUUGAUUAUGUUAGGAAAAUUCAGGGAAAAAUUAUUGUCAUAUCCUAUAUAUUUAGCAGUUAAUUCUAAACCUGGUCAUUUGAUUAGUAUAACUCUAAAAAAUCACAGAUAAUGAUCUUGUGAUUCAUUCUGAUACUCAUAGCUCAUUGAGAAGCUGUAAUGUCUCAAUUUUUAAGGGACUUGUGUGCGGGUUUAUGCCUGAUUUGUGUAUGUGGGGUAACUUUUUUUUUCAUUUACGUUUUUGAAUAAUUACUACAUGAGCAAUUAUUUUUCUGAACCGAAAUCUGGCAUUUUAUUUAAAGCAUUUGUUUUCAUUGUGACAUGGAAGUAUGCUAUUGGUGUUAUCAAAUGUUCCAUUCUUCUUCCUCAAUUAUUUAUUUGAUUUCUUUUUCCUGGGUGAGGCUGUUUCGAGAGGUUUACAGUUCAUAAACUGAAAGCGGGGCCAUUCAGACCGUGAAAAAAAAUUAAUCAAAGAGCAGAACUGAAAUAGUAGAUGUCAACUUGUGCUAUUCCACCAAAUUAAAUUUCGAGUACAAAACAAACGAAUCUUGACUCGUUAUUUACGAAUUACGGUUAGAUCGCACCAUGGUUAGAUCGCUCCAACCAAAAGCUAGAUCGCUCCACUCGAAAGUUAGAUUGCUCCAUCAAAUAAGUUACUUCGCUACCAAAAUAAGUUACUUCGCUACCAAUAUAAGUUACUUCGCUCCAUGUAGAAGACCAAGAUAAAGGUAGCAAAACUCGUGUCUGUUAAAUGUUAAGAUGAAAUUACUGGUCUUUUUAUUCUUUCACGUGGUUGUGGAUUGUAGACAUAGAAUUGGGGAGAAUUAAACGCAGCAUUUAGCUAUUACGACAUGAUUAGCGGAUUGGUAAAAAACAAGAUCGAUAUGAUGCUAUGAAAAGGUUGCCAAUAAUGAAUUUACAUUAGCUCGUUGAAUGCAAUAUGUGAAUUGUGGCAUGUAAGGAAAGUUUCGUCACAUAAUUUUGUCAGAAUGGCCUUGCUUUCAGUCGAUUCGCGUUCAAAAUGUGUAUGUUGCUGGACUAUUUUUGCCUUCUAACAGUAGCAUGUGCUUGUAAACCGUUUUUCAGUGAAAGUUUUGAAGAAAUGGGGGCGAGAGUUAAAGUGUGGUGUACU